AUGGAACUUGAUAAUAAUGAAAGUUAUGAAACUAUUAAUGAAUGGAUAGAUGAUGUAUUAAGCAAAAACUCUAAUAAAAUGAUGAGCGAAGAGUCUAAUUAUGAUGCAUCAAGUGAAAAAUCUAUUAGUGAUAAAACUUCAAGCAAAGAUAAUACUUUAAGUGAAGAAUUAGAUUAUGAAUAUUAUUCAAGUGAAAGAUCUAAUAAUAGUAAAAUAAUAAGCAACGAAUCUGAUAAUUGUGUAACAAAUAAAAAGGGGUCUAAUAAAAUUGUUGAUAAGCCCUUAAGCAAAGAACAAAUGCUAUUUAUUAAUAGAGAAUUUGUAUCAUCUUUUAAUAAUAUUACUGAGGCAUUAAUAUUCUCUACACAUGCAUAUGAUAAAUUGGUGGAUAUAAUUCAUCAUCCGCAAUUCAAAAGUACAGAUGUCAUGAAGAAUAUUCAACGAUUUAGAAAAUAUAGACAGAGACUACUAUUGCCUUCGAUCAGGUCACAAUACAUUCAUAUCUUUGAUAAAAAAAUACUAUCUACAUCCCGAAAGACAAAAGAGAUGUACUAUUUAUCUAUUACUGAAAUUAUUUG
Molecule: messenger RNA, 578 nt
Organism: Racocetra persica
Lineage: Eukaryota; Fungi; Glomeromycota; Glomeromycetes; Diversisporales; Gigasporaceae
Source: the annotation of a GenBank genome assembly